Messenger RNA from Salarias fasciatus (jewelled blenny), 1617 nucleotides. Its product is annotated as balbiani ring protein 3-like. Gene Ontology annotation, biological process: antibacterial humoral response; innate immune response. Gene Ontology annotation, cellular component: extracellular region. Gene Ontology annotation, molecular function: serine-type endopeptidase inhibitor activity. The record is from RefSeq and is a predicted model, not a curated record. Bases 1 to 1407 code for a protein of 468 amino acids. The transcript has 11 exons. Lineage: Eukaryota; Metazoa; Chordata; Actinopteri; Blenniiformes; Blenniidae.
AUGGCUGGACGUCUGCCUGCGGUCUGCGCGUUGAUCCUGAUUCUGGGUGCAAUUGGCUGCUCAGAUGCACAACCAGUUAUAGAUUUCUAUUUUGGCUGCCCUGCUCCUCGGUAUGCCAACAAUCCAGACUUCUGUGCCAGAGCCACGUUUCUCAUCUGCAAAGACCAAAAUCACCCUGGUGUGUGCCCUCGUCCACAGUACGCCAAAAAUCCAGAGUUCUGUGCCACAGCUAGGUUUGCCAUUUGCGGCCAUGACAGUCAAUGCAAGAACCAUGAGAAAUGCUGCUCUAAUGGAUGUGCUCGAGUGUGCACGUCAGUGAUUCAAGAUCACCCUGGUGUGUGCCCUCGUCCACAGUACGCCAAAAAUCCAGAGUUCUGUGCCAGAGCUAGGUUUGCCAUUUGCGGCCAUGACAGUCAAUGCAAGAGACAUGAGAAAUGCUGCUAUAAUGGAUGUGCUCGAGUGUGCACGCCGGUGAUUCAAGAUCACCCUGGUGUGUGCCCUCGUCCACAGUACGCCAAAAAUCCAGAGUUCUGUGCCACAGCUAGGUUUGCUACUUGCUCCGAUGACAGUCAAUGCAAGAGACAUGAGAAAUGCUGCUCUAAUGGAUGUGCUCGUGUGUGCACGCCGGUGAUUCAAGAUCGUCCUGGUGUGUGCCCUCGUCCCCAGUACGCCAAAAAUAAAGACUUCUGUGCCACAGCUAGGUUUGCCAUUUGCGCCCAUGACAGUCAAUGCAAGAAACAUGAGAAAUGCUGCUAUAAUGGAUGUGCUCGUGUGUGCACGUCGGUGUUUCAAGAUCACCCUGGUGCGUGCCCUCGUCCAACCUAUUGUGGCAAUCCGCGCAUAUGUCCUGCAGUUAUUUUUCCUAGUUGCUCCCAUGAUAGUCAAUGCAAGGAGCAUGAGAAAUGCUGCGAUAACGGAUGUGCUCGUGUGUGCAUGUCAGCAGAGAAAGUCAAGCCUGGAAAGUGCCCGAUGUAUCAUUUGAGAAGGAGAGUUUGUCCUCUCAAUGUGAGACCUGAGUGCCUUUCUGACUAUGACUGUCCCUGGAGUCAUAAAUGCUGCAGGGAUAAUUGUGGACCGCGGUGUGUCAAACCACUCGGAGUCAAGGAUGGAGCGUGCCCUAAGUAUGACAGGAAUGAACAACUGAGGCCAAAUGAAAAGUGGCGUGAAUGCUAUAAUGACUGUGACUGUCCGGGAGCUGAGAAGUGCUGCAGGAGAGGAUGUAUAUCUAUGUGCGCUCUGCCAGUCAAACCGGGACAAUGCCCGCGCUUUAACCAUUAUGAAAACGUGUGGUGUCCACGUCAGCGUCAAUGCUCGAAUGACUUUGAAUGCCCCAGAGACUGGAAGUGCUGCAAAAAACGGUGUGGGCAAGUGUGCACCCCACCAUAUCAAAUGUAUUUUCGGGGUUGAUAUCUGUCAGAGAAAGUUGCAGGUGAAAAAGGGUGCGAAGACAAGAAACUCAGCAAGAGUUUCUUAAUUAAUCAACUUCAGUUACACAUUUGAUUACAGGUUUCAACAAAUCUAAAUCUUUAUAUAUUCACUCCGUCUUCAAAUAAUGGUCAGGUGACUGUUUCUGCGACUGUCUGAAUCCCUUCUUUAUCAGCAAAUAAAAAGAAUCGA